AUUUGCAGAAAUUGGCGAGAAAAUCGGGAAAGAUGAAGUAUGGGUAGCUGCAUUAUUUUAUGGACAGGCAAAACCAGACAACGAAGUUAUCGAAAAACUGGCUCUCGUGUUAGAUAUGCAUUUUGAUGAUGAUUAUUAUAGGGAAUCGUUUUAUCCUGAUAAAGGAGGACUUGUAGAGGUUCCGCCUACUGAUCCAUUGAUUUACCGAUUUUAUGAGAUUAUUCAGGUUUACGGGUACCCGUUAAAAGCCGUAAUUCACGAGAAGUUUGGAGACGGCAUAAUGUCGGCUAUUGAUUUCACCGCGAAUGUUGAUAAGGUUGUAAAAGAUGGCGGGGAGAGAGUCAAAGUCACAUUUGAAGGAAAAUUUUUGCCAUAUAAAAAAUGGUGA
Messenger RNA from Ambispora gerdemannii, 388 nucleotides. The record is from the annotation of a GenBank genome assembly. NCBI's taxonomy places the organism in Eukaryota, Fungi, Glomeromycota, Glomeromycetes, Archaeosporales, Ambisporaceae.